UCGCCACCGCCCGUUCAGUCGCCACUUUUGCUCACAACUGCAACAUCAUGGCGACUGUCAGGCUGCAACCCAUACCCCUGAUUCUCCUCGCCAUCUUGUCAGCUUGGGUCGCCGCAAAGCCAUCCGGAAGCCCAAGCGGGAGCGAUGUAGGGAGCAAGAAGCGCCUCCUGCUCAUCUCCUUCGAUGGCUUCCGUUGGGACUACGACCAGGACGUGGACACACCCAACCUGGACCGGCUGGCGUGGGACGGUGUCAAGGCCAAGUACAUCACACCUCCGAUGCUCACCAUGACCUCGCCGUCGCACUUCACUACCAUCACAGGUCGCUGGGUGGAGGACCACGAGGUGGUCCACAACAUGAUGUUCAACACAAAGACCAAUCUGAAGGUUCCCCACAAGUUGACUCUCAAGCGCUCCGAGUGGUGGGACAAUGGCGUUCUGCCACUUUGGAUCACAGCGCAGAACCAGGGUCUGAAGACGGCGUCUUUCCACUACCCAGGAGGUGGCGCCAACUACAGCGGCCAAGCGGUGAACCGGGCCAUCGUGGAGGAGUCAGGCCUCCCCGAUGACAACGAGACAGAGUGGCGGCAAAACAUUGACACCGUUCUGAGCUGGUUCUCCGAGGAAGACUUUGACCUCGUCACCCUGUACUAUGGAGAGCCCGACAACGUGGGCCACAUGCGGGGCCCCGACCACCCGGACCGGAAGGCCAUCAUCCGGCAGAUCGAUCGCACGCUGGGUUACCUGCGGGACGGCAUCACCCGCCACAGGUUGAACUCCACCCUCAACGUCAUCAUCACAUCCGACCACGGAAUGACCACCGUCAAGAAGCGCCCUCUGGUGGACGAGAUUGUGCUCAACAAGUACCUGAAUCUGCUCAAAUUGGCCAGUUUCGAAAUUUUAGACUACGGAGGCUUCGGGAUCCUGACGCCGCGGCCAGGAAAGGAGCAAGAAGUACUGGAGGCGCUGGCUAAGGCCCCGAACUUGACCGUCUACAGGAAGGAGGACAUGCCUGAGAGUUUCCACCUCGGACGGAGCCGACGCAUGCCACCUGUCGUCGUCAUUGCGGACCUCGGCUUCAACCUCAACUCAAGAUUCAUCGUGUACGUUAAUAAAGGCGACCACGGCUUCCACAACGGUGAGAUGGACAUGAAGAUGAUCUUCAGGGCCUUCGGACCCGAUUUCAAGAAGAACUUCCUAUCCGAGCCCUUUGACAGCAUUCAUAUCUAUCCGCUCAUGUGCCGACUGCUCGACAUCCGAGCGGAGCCCAACAACGGAUCCCUGGAGCACAUCGCCGACAUGCUGAUCGCCACCCAUGACGGAGGAUCUCGGAUGAGCCCGAUGUCGCCAAUGAUGUUGACCUUCAUCUUCGUCUUCAUUUCCACGCCGAUGCUUUAGCGUGACAAAUCUCCGGGAUCUCACCUGCAAGAUCUCAUCUGCAGAAACACAAUGAUGCCCCUUUCCCAUGAAGAUCCUUAACACCAUGUCUAGAUUCGGUUUCUACAAAAGAGCCUUGAUGAUAUCAUCUUAACAAUCAUACAAGUUCCAUUGGUAAAUGUUAUGAAAUACGAUUUGCGAGCGCUACGAUUAUUCAUUAUUAUUUAUUUGGUUUUAAUGUCUGCACAUUUGCACUUUGAGAUGCAACAGUUGUGUUUUGUGCUGUAAAUAAAAUGUAUGCAAUAAAUAUGUACACUUCACAUUCAA
Messenger RNA from Hippocampus zosterae (dwarf seahorse), 1703 nucleotides. RefSeq lists its product as uncharacterized. The transcript is spliced from 5 exons. Bases 48 to 1397 code for a protein of 449 amino acids. The record is from RefSeq and is a predicted model, not a curated record. Lineage: Eukaryota; Metazoa; Chordata; Actinopteri; Syngnathiformes; Syngnathidae.